AAGAGAGUGAUUUGAGAGCGAUUGCGUAAGAUUUGAUAUAGUUUGUCAGGACGACCGAUAGACUCGCGCGAUCUACGGAGGAGAUUUGAAUUUUUCACGGGAAUGUUAACGGAUGACAAUUGCAGUAGGAUGGAAUGGGUGGAGAUCAUAGAGCCACGCACUAAGGAACAUAUGUAUGCUAACUUGACCACAGGAGAAUGCGUUUGGGAUCCUCCACCAGGUGUACCAGUAAAAAAGACGGACAACAAUCAGUGGUGGGAGUUGUUUGAUCAGAAUACCUCGCGGUUUUAUUAUUAUAAUGCGACAUCACAGAAAACUGUGUGGCACCGCCCGACCGACUGUGACAUCAUACCACUGGCGAAACUUCAGACAUUGAAGCAGAACACGGAACCUCCAAGCGGUAGCACGUCUGACGCUCAGAAAGUCGCCGAGCCGAGGAAAAAGGAGUCGGUUUCGACACAGACGCAAACACCUUCAGUCAGCCGGUCGACGCGCUUCAAUCAUCAAGAGAGUCCGAAUUUGGCUUCGACACUGCAAGUUGGAAGCGCGAACAAAACGCGAUCCUCCGCAGCCGGUGUCGACCUUCAAACAUCUCCACCUUCCCCGUCUCCGUCUUCGAGGCGUCAUCAUCACCAUCAUCAUCAUCACAAUAAUAGGCACCACAGGCACCAUGAAGUACCUACCGCACGCAGGCAACACAAUCAUUCGCAGGACUCCGGCAGAUCUAGCGACAGUUCCGUCUCGCACAGUAGAACCUCUCUGGAGUCGACUAGUUAUCGUUUGUUGGACUCGCCGCACAGGCAUCAUCAUCGUUCGGCCGCACAAACGCCGGCGAGCACCGCACAGUCCUCCCCUCGGCAGCAUAGCGGCACCUUAGAGACCAGGUGCCACAAAAGCGGGACUCUGGAAAGCGUGAAGAAUCAGAAGUCUGUGUCGUUAGGGGAACCACCGCCAUUGGGGCUGUCGCUUUCGACCAGCACGCCUCUUUUCAAGAAGAAGACGUUCACCGAUCCGCAACGUGAAGGUAGGACGGGGAAUUUGGACCUGGACAAAAGUAAAAAUGGUAGGGAAAGUAGCAGGGGCUCGUACGGUCCCGAGCCUAGCACCUCGCCGUAUCGCGAGUCGAUGAUGGAAUCCCGAGUCUUCAGGCAGGAAAUGCCGCCGUAUCGUCCGCCGGAAGUUCAGCUUAGUCAUAGUUACAAGUCGCAAGGCGAGAAAUACGGUUCCUUGGUGGAGAGUGGCAAUCGUUAUCAUAGAGAUAGAGAGCGGGAGAUGCAGCAUCAGAUACGUGAGCGUGUGAACAGUCUUGACAAGACGAACCAGCCAGCCUUUUAUGCGAGUUGUGUGCAUACGAGAAAUGUGAAUAAGCAGGAUAAUACGGGUAGCAUAGGUAGGAGGCAUCACGGCUGUUCGGCCUCACUCUCGGAAGCGAAUGUCAGGGACAUGUAUGGUGCAAUGUUGUCCGAGAGGAAUGAUCCGGCCAAAAGCCUCGGUCGAGCGGCCGGUGUGCACAGUAACUCAUCGAAGCAGAGAGGAGGCCUUGAAGCGGUGGAGCGCGAGAGAGAGCGAGACCGCGACAGGGAGAAGGACUACCGGAGAAAUACAGCGUGCAAUAACUCACUGGACUGUGUACCGCAGCCGUUGGGCCGCAGUUAUAGUUUCGUGCAACAGCAGAAGCAGCAGCAGAAGAUGCAGCAGCAGUUACAUCAGCAGCAACAGCAGCAGCAAGUUAGCAGAAGGAGGGAACGGGACGACGAUUCCAUGCAUGAGCGCUACUUGAUAAGUCAGACCCACGAUCAGUCCAGGCAGCGACUUAGCAGUAACACUAGCAGUAGCAACAGCAGCAACAGCAGUAGCAACAGCGCCGUGGGCGAAGAUACCGAAAGUCACGCCGAGGGAGACGACAGCAAGAAGAAAAGAAGCAAUGGAAAUUCCAGUCCGCCACCGUCACCAUUCUACGGCAAUCUCCUGGCUGAUGCCGAUCAUCUGUUACCGCUGCAACAUUAUAUCCUUCAACAAGCAAAAUUAUCAGGUUGUUACAAGUUCGGAGAUCCUCUGUUAGUGGAGGAAGGGGAGGAUUCUUUGGACGAAGAAGGCGGCAGAGGCGAAGGUAUCGGAGGGAGAGCCGAUGACGAUUCCGACGAUCAGUUCGCUGAUGACGAGGCGGCAAGCAAUCAAGGCGAUUCUUCCAGUCAAGAGUAUCUCGAGGAUCAUUAUGCCGACUUAAGAAAUUACGACACGGCGGGCUUGGCGACUUACUAUAACACAGCUGACACUUUGACGAGGCCACGACCACCUUCACCGCCGAAUAUCGUGUCCCAGAUAGAAGCGAGAGACAGCGUAGUGACUACGAGACAAGUCUCUCUACCAACGUCCACCGUGACCUCGAUCGCGACACCGAGCAUCGGCACAACGAUCGAUAACACUGACCUGGACGAAGCGCGGCGGGACGAUAGCACGGGCGGUGGCGACAUCGAGAAGUACGCGCAGGACAAUCUUAAUCUGAACUGCGGCAGACCGAAAGGACUGAGGCUGUUGUUUCGAAAAAAGUUUAGCGUACGGGAUAUUCUUAGCUGGUCGAAGGAUCCCAUACCGCAACCUAUGCUUGCGAUGGUGGACGGCGAGAAGUUACUCAAGCGGGAGGCUUGUAAUUUGUUCCGUUUAGUCCAGGUGUACAUGGGCGAUCGCAAAGCCAAUGUUGGCAUGACGCUGGACGGCGUUGCCAUGGACAUCGUGAAUACCGCGUUCUCGAAGCCGCCCUUGCGAGACGAACUAUACGUGCAGAUCUGUCGGCAAACUACGGAGAAUCCGCGGAAGGAGAGCCUGCGACGCGGCUGGGAAUUAAUGGCUGUGUGUCUGGCCUUUGUGCCACCUAGCGCCACGUUCGAACCAUAUCUGGAAGGUUACAUGAACAGGCAUCGUGAUCCUAACUUCCAAUUUCCCGAGGUCGCCAAGUGGCCGAUACACGUGCAAGUCAGUCAUUACGCGACUGUGGCCUGCAGACGAUUGCAGCGGAUCGGCGCGCACGGCAAACGACAACCUCGUAAAGCUACAAUAGAGGAUAUCGAUCAAGCAAGGAUACAAAUCUUCCGCGCAUCCAUGUUCGGAGCGACGCUCUCGGAAGUAAUGGCUUUACAAAGGGACCGCUACCCACUUAGAGAGUUACCAUGGAUACAGACCACGCUGACGCGUCAAGUUCUGGUGCGCGGUGGCACCUUGACCGAGGGUAUCUUUCGAGUAUCUGCCGACGCCGACGAAGUUAGUGCACUAAAGUCUUGUCUGGACAAGUUCGAGGACGGUGCGAUUCUGGCAGCUUCUCAGGAUGCCCACGCGCCCGCUUCCUUGCUGAAAUUGUGGGUGCGUGAAUUAUAUGAGCCGUUAAUACCGGAUUCCUUCUACGUGGAAUGCGUGUCGAUGAGACACGAUGAUCCGGAAGCCUCCGCGGCAAACGUAGCUGCUCUCGUCGACCGUUUGCCAGAUCUUAACCGUCGUGUGCUGUGUCAUCUAAUACGCUUCCUACAGAUAUUCGCUAGACCCGAGGUGGUCGCUCGCACUAAAAUGGACGCAAAUAAUCUCGCGAUGGUGAUGGCGCCGAACGUAUUGCGAUGCACCUCCCAAGAUCCUCGAGUAAUUUUAGAGAACGCACGGAAGGAAAUGGCCUUCGUCCGUACUCUCAUCGAGUCACUAGACACUGCUUGGGUCGAUGAUCUUCACUGACCAUCCUAUUGCGUUAGAGAAAAGUCCGCUCUAGACUAUUAUGCCAAAUGAAACAGCUGUAUAGUCACGUCUAUUGUUAGUUAUCUCACUGUUCUCGAUUUGUCUUCACUCUUCUUGUUUGUUCCAUCGUCACCGAUCCCCCUCUUUGCCCCAUAGUCCUUAUAUGAAUGUUCGUAAUGGUAAUUUAGUGCUAAAGUCUUACCAAGCUAAUCAUACCACAACCCGACUCCUUGAUUUUCCGAUCUUUAUUUUCUAUUUAUUAUUUAUAUACAGAUUCUAUGUUAUAUGACAGAUAGAGAUUAUUAGAUUAUAUUAUGUAUAUCGCUAUAUAUCAUAUAUAUUUUACCAACCCUUGUUACCGCGUCGAACAAACGUGGACGGCUUUUUUACUCGGUCAUUGUUGAAUCUCGUGUAAGAUAAAAAAAGAUACAUCAUGUGUUACCGUGUAUAGCUGCGCUCCGCGAUGAUCUUUUUGUAUAAGCGACGGAUUAACGUGUAAAGCGUUUGUCGAGGAGUAAAUACUGCGAAAGAUUAGCAAGCUGUACUUGUAAGUGUGUUUCUUCGACUACCCUGUCCUUGUCCACUAUGUACAAAGAAAUUAAAGGAUUAUAAAUAUUAAUAAUUAAAGGGUUGCUUUUCAGAGUUGAUUUUGAACAAUAGGAAAAUCUCAAUGAAUUGUAACUCCCUUAAAAAUAGCGAUAAUGUAGUACAAGAAGCAUUUUUAAAUAUAAUUUCCCUAGUUUUUGUGCAUAUUAUCAGAUAUAAAAUUUACGUAUUUUUUACAAUUUACGUGAGUAUCGAGUUUCGCCGUCAAAAUAUUUUAUAAAAUUGUAUCGCGUGAACGAAAAGCAUACACAAAUGGUCUUUACAUUGUUUGGGAGCGUAAACCUUGUUCUUUGCGUAAUCACAGAUUGCGAUACAUUUUCUUUUAUAGAAUUAUUUAAAAUUAAAUAAUCGUUUGGCAUUAAUCGCUCGUAGAAGGCGAACUAAUGUAGGAUGUUUGUUAAUAAAUAGAAAGCUUGUA
Molecule: messenger RNA, 4741 nt
Organism: Odontomachus brunneus
Lineage: Eukaryota; Metazoa; Arthropoda; Insecta; Hymenoptera; Formicidae
Gene: RhoGAP93B
Exons: 10
Coding region: 103-3717 (1204 amino acids)
Biological process (GO): signal transduction
Cellular component (GO): cytoskeleton; cytoplasm
Molecular function (GO): GTPase activator activity; protein binding
Source: RefSeq, a predicted model, not a curated record